This is a messenger RNA of Chaetomium fimeti, 1514 nucleotides long. RefSeq names its product histone acetyltransferase-like protein. Gene Ontology annotation, molecular function: acyltransferase activity, transferring groups other than amino-acyl groups. Lineage: Eukaryota; Fungi; Ascomycota; Sordariomycetes; Sordariales; Chaetomiaceae. Gene Ontology annotation, cellular component: nucleus. The coding region runs from base 355 to 1029 and encodes 224 amino acids. The transcript has 3 exons. The record is from RefSeq and is a predicted model, not a curated record.
AUUUCAGCACAGCAUCGGCCAUUCCGUCACGUCACUGCACCCGACCCUGUUCGUCUCACACCACGCCGGGCUGGAAUCAUUCUGAUUGGUGUACCUGGCCACGAGGUGCUCAGAUCCAAACGGGUCCCUGGAUCCCAAGCAAAGCACCGGAUUCGAUCCGGGCGGCAAGUGCGGGUGCAGGAGCCGACAGCCAUUCUCUUCUCGAGGCUCGAGGUUGGCUAAAGCGCUUCUUUCUCAUUUACACACCUGAGUCCAGGGGCCUCUCGGGUCUCCUCGCUUUGUCUUUUCCCGGCCGGCAUCGCCGUGCAUUGUGCGUGCGUAUCAGUCGUGUGUGGAUUCUUGGGAGCUUCGAGAAUGUCGGCUAUCCUCGACGGCCCGGCUCCGGGUGUGCCGCCGCCUAUCCUGCCCCGCCAUGUAACACUCCGUGAUCGUCAAACGGUUGCGACUGUCGUCCCGUUUGCUUCUCAGCACCAAGUCCCCGAAUCUCUCCUCCGCUAUCUCAGUGACCAGUUCAACAAGGAGAUCGAGGGCGGAGACACCUACCCGAUGCUGGAACCAAUGGCAGCCGCCACCUUCUCCUCGUAUUGGUUCCAGAAAUUCGGCGGCGUCAUGCUCCUCGGCCACAUCGAGAGCGCCGCCGAGGUUGUCGAGGGUACGGACUGGUCGAAGGAGUGUCUCGGUACCUUUUACAUCAAACCCAACUACCCAGGCCGCAGCAGCCACAUUUGCAACGCCGGUUUUGUCGUCACCGACGCCGCCCGUAACCGGGGUGUGGGCCGGCUGAUGGGCGAAACAUAUUUGGAAUGGGCGCCGAAGCUGGGUUACAAGUACUCCGUCUUCAACCUCGUCUACGAGACGAACGUUGCAUCGUGCAAGAUUUGGGACGCACUGGGCUUCAAGCGCAUCGGGCGCGUCAAGGGUGCCGGGAACCUCAAGAGCUACCCGGACCGGCUGGUGGACGCCAUCAUCUACGGACGCGACCUCGGGGACGCAGCGGGCGGCGCGGGCAACGAGGAACUUGCUACGUAGCGCUGCUACCCACUACAAGCUCCUGGAGGGCGACGUCCUGAUGCUCAAAGACAAGGAGGUUAUUUCGGACCCCCAGCGUCAGUACGAAAUCGCUAGGAGCGUGCACAACCAAGCCCACGGCGGCAUCAAUAAGACGACGGCUACUAUUGCGGAACGGUACCACUGGAGUCGCAUCAAGGAAACCGUCUCAGAUGUAAUUAGGAACUGUUCAGAAUGCAAAGACACGAACAAGGCCUCGUCCUCCCAGGGCCAGCAGUCCUUCCCGGGGGCCCCUCUCAACGGGCUAAAGCGCCCCAACCUUGAUGGCGCCACGUCGACGGCUUGUAAGCGUGCCUCCCCAGGCCCAUCCGGGCCAGGGGCUGGCAUGCAGUUCACGGGGGUUCAGCGGUCGAUGGCCGAUCCAACCCACCUCUCCCCGUUCACCUUCUCAUCCCACCUCCAAUUCGCCGAUCCCAGCGCCAUCUCAAUCCUCCCUCCCCACCCCC